Messenger RNA from Closterium sp. NIES-67, 4328 nucleotides. Lineage: Eukaryota; Viridiplantae; Streptophyta; Zygnematophyceae; Desmidiales; Closteriaceae. The record is from the annotation of a GenBank genome assembly.
UUGCGUUGUGUGGUAUAUUUGAUGAGGGGUUUGGCAACUCCCACACCAAACGUACAACGCUGCACACAUAGAACAUCCACGCCUCUCAGCUCCAGCUCUCCAUUCAGCCUUCCAGCUCUCGGCAUUCAGUGUUCACGUCCAGCACUAGGACAAACUCUCGUCAGUCCUACCUGCGAUAGCAGAAAAGUGGUCAUGGAUUACUACUCUUUCUCCCGCAACAACCUCCAAAUGUCGACUGAAUCAACGAAGCCCGACACGUCCUGCAAAGCCUCGGAACUUCCUCGAGACAUCCUGCUGUCUAUCUUCUCCCAUCUGGAUAUGCCCUCGCGUGCGCGCUGUCUUUGUGUCUCCAAGGAGUGGUAUCGCACGGGGAGCGACGCCACUCUAUGGCAGUCCAUUGACGUUCCUCGGAAGAUGGCGCACCGCGUUUGGGACUACGAGCUCGGCGUCAUGCUGCGACGCGUGGGAGCGGGAAAUGUCAAUUCGCUCCAGCUCUCUGGCUCCGGAAUCACCGGAAAGUCGCUCAUCAACAUCGUUCGCACGAAGGCUCUGGCUCCGAACGUAGCCGAGAUUUCAGUUGACCAUUGCUGCAACCUAAAAGGCUGCGACAUCUUGGCCUUCCUCCAGGCGAUUUCGCCGUCGCAACCCUCCGCCUCCACCUCCUCUGUUCCAGCAGCAGCAGCAGCAGCUAACCGUACCUAUUAUCGGCAUGCCUCUCCGCCAGCUUCAUCGAGCAUCCAGAGCUUCCGAAUGGACGGCUGCAAAUGCGCCACGUUGGCGGAAGUGGACGCCAUCCGGUCGCUCGUGCGACGGCUGGAUGUGUCGCAGUGCGGGUGCGGUCGCAUAGCCUGCCUGACGCACUGCGAGCAGCCGCGCUGCCCCGGGCUCUGCUCGCGCUGCACCGACGUGUUCGACGAUUCCGGGCUCAAGUGCGGCGCCUGCACGCGUCCUCGAAACCCUCGCCAGGCCAUGCGAGUGCAGAUUCAGCGGAUUCAUGCUAUCUUGGGCGGUGGGGAGGCUGCACGCACCAGGUGGACCGACGUGAGAUCGGGCGUUGUCACGGUCCGGAUGUAAAAGCUCUUUCUUCGUGUCAUCUAAUAACGUUGGCUAGGCAUAGCCACACUACAAGACUGUGCAUAACUACCAAACAGGCUUGUCACUUUGCAUUGCGUUUUUAUUCCAAUGUCCGAUGUUCAAUCAAAUUAGUUAUUUCUGUAAAUGGUGAACUACCGUAUGUAUUCCACAGCUCCUUCGAACCAGUACCUCCACUAGGUGUACAACAUGUCAGAUCGCAACCCAAGAGACUGACGAACCACGGCCACCGUACCGCUCAUGGCACUGCUGCUGCCGGAAUGCGUCGUGUGCGUGUCGGAAUUCGACGACGACUCCGCCGUCCCACGUGUCCUCACCUCUUGCGGCCACUCUCUCUGCGCCACGUGUAUAGCCGCGCUCGCCGCGCCAUGGACGCUCCCCUCAUCCGCUUCCACUUCUUCCGCUCCCCCCGCCAACGCCCUGGCUCCCCCUUCGAGCCCCGCCCCUGCUCUCCCCUCCGCUUCCGGUCCCGCUACUUCCGCGCCACCUGCAGCCGCGGCCUGUAGCACAUCGCUGAUCGUGCGGUGCCCCGAAUGCUCCGUGCGCUCCCGCUCAGCUAACGGACGCGCGGACGGAUUUCCGAAGAACAUCGAGCUGCUCAGACUGCUGCACGCCAUUCGCACCUCCAGUCGCACCCAAUCUGCCGCCGCAUCUGACGGUAGCACUGAGCAAGCCGAGUGCGGUAUUGCCGUAAGCAGCGCUAGGCUAAGUAGCAGAUUCAGAGGCAGCAGCAGGAGGGGUAGUGUCCGGCGCGGAAAUUUAGGGUUAGUGUCAGAACGAGACAAUAGUCGCACUGGCGAUGGUUCUACACCGCAGACGCUACCAGUGGGUGAUAAUAGGGGGGGUAGCAGGUAUAGUAGGAAGCAGUCGGAGCGAGAGUGGCUGCUGGGCCGGCCUGCAGGCAGUACUAGCCAUGGAGCACCUGGCGAAGCACGUGAUAAUAAGGGAGCGGGUGAUAGUAACGAAGGAGUCGUUGCAGCAUCUGGAUCUGGUGAAGCACGCAUUACAGGGGGUGAUGAUAACGAAGCAGGGGGCCUGCAGGAAGGACUUGAAGGGAGUGCUACUAAUGAAGGGGGAGUGGGACGCAGGGAUGAGAGCAGGGAAGAAUUGGAGAGGCCGGGUUUGGGAGGUGAAGGGUCAGCAUUGAACGGUGAAAGGUUGAAUUUGGGUGGCGAGAGAUCUGAUCUGGAUUGUGAAAGAUCUGAUCUGAUUGGCCAGAGGUCAGGAUUGGGUGUGGAGAGUGAGAUGGUGUUGCUGCAUGAGGUGGCGGCGCAUCGCGACAAUGUAACCGCCGUUGCGGUUACCAGUGACUCCUCCUUGCUCUUCACUGCCUCAUUCGACAAGACCGUGCGCAUGUGGUCCCUGCCGGAAGCUUCCCUUCUGCACACGCUCUCAGGCCCCGCCCAUCGCAUCACCGCACUCACUCUCGCCAAUAGCAUAGCGCCACGUGGCACCAGUAGCUCAGGCACUGCGCACGACCAGCUGCUAGUGUGUGGGGACUAUGGGGGGUCCUUCCAUGCAUGGGACAUCGCUGACUCACUUCCAUCUCCUCCUCCUCCCCCUCCUCCUCCUUCCGCUCCUCCGCUUUUGACUCCAACCCACCCUCGCCUCCCUCCCACCAUUUCCUCAUCCCUGCCUUCCGCCCCGCCUCUUCCCGCCUACCCCUCGUUCCAAAUCCCCUCGGCAAACACGCUCCGCACCAGCCCACGCCAUCCCAAACCCACUCCUCAGCCGUCCACAGCAUCCGUUGUAACACCGAUUCCCGCCCCUCGUCUGGUUACCACAUGGAGCGAGGAGAAGGACUGGCGGUAUUCCGGUGUGCUCUCGCUGGCCGCUCCUCAGCCCCGUGAUUAUGACGGGUGUAAUGAUGGUGCAGCAGGUGACUGUAACGAGGAUGUGGUGUACAGUGGGAGUGGCGAUCGCACUGUCAAGGCAUGGGCUCCCAACGCUGAUGGCUCCUUCGCCCUACUAGCUCUUAUGGAGGGGCACACAGCACCUGUCUCGUCCAUUCAGGUGGAUUCUCAGGUGGUUGUCAGCGGGUCGUGGGACGGCACCGUUCGUCUCUGGUGGCGACCGGACCACUCCCCGAUGGCCGUACUCGUUUGUAGCAGCCCCACUUUCAGCACCUCAGCAUUCAGAAGCAGCAUGGGCGUGGGGCAGGGACCAGGGAUGGGGGGUGUGGGUGUGAGUGUGAGUGGGGGGGUGGGUGUGAGUGUGAGUGUGCGGGCGGUGGUGGUGGAUGAGGAGGGGGAUCUGAUCUUAUGUGCAAGGGAGGAUGGGCGAGUGGAGGUGUGGCACGGCAGCAGCAGCCUCAUGCUCCUCACUCCGGACCAUGCCACGCCCGUACCAGCAACAGCAGGCAACACCAGCAGCACAGCUGCUACCACCAACACCACCACCACCGCUAGCAGCAGCACUCCCAGUGCUGUUGCGACUGCUGAUCCUUGCUCCUCGCUGCCAGCGCUGCUGGCUCUGGCAGUUUGCCGCCCGCUGCUGGCUGCAGGCGCUGCUGACGGCUCCAUUCUGCUAUGGCACUUGCAUGGGCAUGGCGCUGAUGUCAGCAUCACCCCAUGGAGGCGACUCAUGCAUGCACAUGCACAGUCCCACAUUCAGGGGCCAUGCACUGCCCUCGCCUUUGCUGCUGCUGCUGUUGCUGCUGCUGUGGGUUGUGAUACUGGCAGCGCCACCGACCAUGGCAGCAGUGGGUGGGGUGAUCAAAUUGCUGGACUGCUGCUGCUAUCAGGAGGGUUUGAUGGCCGACUUUCUGUUUGGGAGGGGAAGAUUUAGAGGGGAAGGUUGAUGGCCGUGUCUCGAGCAGUCUGCUGAAGAAGAAGAGGGUUUGAGGGGGCUUGGCUGGAUGGAAGAGGAAUUGGCAGUGUGCAUUGCUGUGAAGUACAGGCGACACAGCAAUGUGAAUUGCCUGCACAGCAAUGUGAAUUCCCUGCACAGUAAUGUGAAAUGCUUACACAGCAAUGCACUUCGUACAGGCAGCACUGUCACACACUGCAUGGAUUGCCUAGUAGCACAAGCCAAGCCUCAGUGCUGCACUUUGUAUAGUACAUCUUCUUCCUUAGCAUUGAAUUGCACUGUGUUGCAUGCCUCCCCUGUUGCUCCCCAUCCGUCCACUGGUCUCUAGCUCUGGCUACAUCACAGGGUCUCUGUUCUCUUCGUUGUGUGUCUCGUGACUUGGAAAACUCGCCGGAAGACAGCUGUUACAGUAGCGUUAUCCUUACAUG